AUUUUUAUUUUAUUUUGUGUUAUUUACUGCACUUUUGUUUAUGUGUAACUCUGUGCUAUUGUUUUUGUCGCACUGCUUUGCUUUAUCUUGGACAGGUCGCAGUUGUAAACGAGAGCUUGUUCUCAACGGGCCUACCUGGUUAAAUAAAGUUGAAAUAAAAUGUAAAAAAUAAAGUCGGCAUGUGUCGAGUCUGGUGCAGAAUGAUUCAUCUCUGGUUUGAGAUGAAGUGGUGUGAGGGGAUGUGGUUACAUGUAGAUUGUUCAAGCUGUGAAGAGGUAUAAGAUCAUAAAAACUGUUCUCACAUGCAAAUGAACAUGGGGGUGUAGGGUACCUUAAUGUAAAUUGAUUUUCAACUUGUUCUGCAUGUAGAUGACUAACUGGCAUGGUAUGCUUAUUUGUUCGAGUUUAUAUUAAAACAUGGCAAUGUUAGUCUUAGCCUGACAUUUACUUCCUCUUUUUCCAAGUCUCUUAUCAAACCGACGACACCACUGCCUUUCAAAGUCGAAUGCAAAUCAGGAAGAAAGGGUGCUAUGAAGGAACAAGUGAUGGGGGUGGAUGGCAUUUCACAGAAGGCCUAACAAUUAACCAGAGAAUGCCUCACCUCAACUCUUCUGCACCUGUCAAAUCUUCCAAAACUGACACUGUUGCUGUGGAAACCAUGAUGAAAUGAUAGAAAAGGGAGGCGAGGAGGAUUCCCCGACAGACAGAGCCCUGCCAGGAGCCUGGAAGGAGGACACCUAAACUACUUAGAGACACUGACAGAACUGAGGGAGGAAGCCUAACUGAGCUGAGGACCAGCAGCAUGGACCAGCAGCAUGGAAAAGUGGAGCGCUUCCUCAAGCUGGGCUACUCCCACAGUGACAUUGUGCGCGUGUUGGAGAGCCUGCGCCAUGACGCCCAGACAAACGACAUACUGGAGGAGCUGAUCAAGACCUGCCAGACCCCCACUACCACUACCACCACCCCAUCCAUACCAGCCAUGCGCUCAGCCUACUCCAGCCCACAGCUGAUCCCCCGAGGCUGCAGCUCUCCCCAGCCCAGCCAGCCCCUGCGGCCCAGCUCAGCGACAGACAGGGAUCCCACUGGGGGAUUCAGACCAGUGGUCAUUGAUGGGAGCAAUGUGGCCAUGAGCCAUGGCAACAAGCAAGUGUUUUCAUGCCGGGGGCUGCUGCUGGCAGUCAGGUGGUUUCUGGAGAGGGGUCUUCGUGACAUCACUGUGUUCGUGCCCCUGUGGAGGAAGGAGCAGCCCAGUCCCGAGGCCCCCAUGACAGCAGAUCAGCACAUCCUCCAUGAGCUGGAGAAGAGAACGAUCCUGGUGUACACCCCGUCACGCUGCGUCAACGGGAAGAGAGUGGUGUGUUACGACGACCGCUACAUCGUCAAGCUGGCCUACGAGUCCGACGGCAUCGUUGUGUCCAAUGACAACUACAGAGACCUGCAGAUAGAGAGGCCAGAGUGGAAGACGUUUAUAGAGGAAAGGCUGUUGAUGUACAGCUUCGCCAAUGACAAGUUCAUGCCUCCAGAUGAUCCUCUGGGAAGGAAUGGCCCAACGAUUGACAACUUUCUGAUGAAAAAGCAGUGGACCCCAGAAAACAAGCAGCAGCAUUGCCCGUAUGGAAAGAAGUGUACUUACGGAGUGAAGUGCAAGUUCUACCACCCAGAGCGCUCCAACCAAUCACAGCUAUCUGUGGCAGAUGAGCUGAGAGCCAAGAGCAAACCUACUGCUCAAACAGACAGGGAGCGGUCAUUUCUCCCCUCAGGCCCCAGCCCUGCUCUGAUCCAGGAAGUCAGCCAGGAGGCCCACCCUUACACAUCCCCUUAUGAGCUGGAUCUAACUACUACUCAUCUAUACAGAUAUCUAUCCACACCACCUCCCCUUAUAAAAGAAGAGCAUUCCCAUUCCCAUAGGGCUUCGCCUAGCGAUCAGUUCACCAGCCAGAGAAAAACAGGCAGCCCAACUCUACACCACAGGUCCAGCCUCCGCCUCUGCCCCAGCCCAGACACUGACGAGGCCUUCAGCUCUCUGGAAGCCUCCCUGUCCAGACUCUAUGUCCAGGACCAGGCCAACAACACCAAGGGGCCAGUGGUGUCCUACACCUACAGCAGUGGGGUGGCCAACUGCAGCCAGCACAGUGGGGACUUCUACCCUUCCAGCAGCCACAGCCACAGCCACACCAGCAACCAACAGAGGCUCAGCCUGGGUGGACCCUCCUCAGCCUGGGAUGCCCCGCAAAAACUGCCACAGUGUGGCUGUGACGACUCACAAAGCUUUGAGUGCAGCCCGUGCAUGUACAGACACCAACAUCUCCAGUCAAAGCUAGGAGGGUGCUCCUAUGCUGUUCACAGUAACCAUAUCCAUUUCACAGAGCAGCAGUACUUCCAUAGUCCUCCCCCACAAAGGCAGAGUCACAGCCUCCCAGAACACAGCCCGGGACAGGGCCUCUCUGGCGAGAGAGUGGGGAUGACCAGGUCCAAUGGAAGUAAAGCUCCAGAGAGUGAGCAGAGGAGGAGUGUGAAGAACCAGCUCAGCACCCUCUUCCCCCACAGCAUGGUAGACUAUGUGAUGAGUGUGUACCCACACACCCUCAAUAUGUCAGAGCUGGUGCCUCUGAUUCAGAGGUUCCGAAUCAGCCACAUUCCUUUCUAACAUGCAAGACCUGUGAUCAUUUCUCUGUAAGCAUUAAACACAGUAGUCUUCAGCAGACUAGAGGAAAGGCUGAAAUGUAGCAAUCUGAGCUGAAUGUGUUAUGUCAAGUGCAAUGCACUACUGUCUCCUGAAUGAUGCUAGUUCAUUUUGAAUCUAGCAUUGACUUAAAUAUAUUCAAAGCAGCAUGUGUUGUUUUAUCAUGUAGCCUCAAACUGAGGGAAGCUAUAAGACAAAAUGGAUGUUGACCUGUAUGGUAUGCAGAAUAAUGCUGUCCAUGUAAUUUUUCUUAUCCAUAUUAAACAUAAGUCAUUGGCAA
Molecule: messenger RNA, 2963 nt
Organism: Oncorhynchus masou masou (cherry salmon)
Lineage: Eukaryota; Metazoa; Chordata; Actinopteri; Salmoniformes; Salmonidae
Product: probable ribonuclease ZC3H12D
Exons: 6
Coding region: 803-2647 (614 amino acids)
Cellular component (GO): nucleus; cytoplasmic ribonucleoprotein granule
Molecular function (GO): metal ion binding; RNA endonuclease activity; mRNA binding
Source: RefSeq, a predicted model, not a curated record